UUAAUUGGAUUUUUUAAAAUUAUAUUUAGACAAUUUGGACCGUAAUAUGCCAGUGUGUUGCAUACGAAAUUGUAAAACGCGGACUGGCCGUGCUGAAGAAAGUAGUAAAGUUUACUAUUUUCCUAAAGAGCCUAACUUGAGAAAGAAGUGGCUUGAGGCCUGCAAACGCAAAGAAGAAGAGCUGAAACAAACAUACAGUGUAGUAUGUGAACGACAUUUUCUAGCUGACUGCAUAGAGGAAAAAUGGACAGAACAACGUUUGAAAAAUCAAUCACGAGUGAUUCGACGGUUGAAGAAAGAUGCAGUACCAACAGAAUAUCUGAAUAUCGAAACAGAAAGGAAACAAAGAAUUAAUAGAGGAUAA
Molecule: messenger RNA, 364 nt
Organism: Trachymyrmex cornetzi
Lineage: Eukaryota; Metazoa; Arthropoda; Insecta; Hymenoptera; Formicidae
Product: THAP domain-containing protein 1 A
Exons: 2
Coding region: 47-364 (105 amino acids)
Molecular function (GO): sequence-specific DNA binding
Source: RefSeq, a predicted model, not a curated record